Molecule: messenger RNA, 3783 nt
Organism: Carassius gibelio (silver crucian carp)
Lineage: Eukaryota; Metazoa; Chordata; Actinopteri; Cypriniformes; Cyprinidae
Gene: prph2a
Product: peripherin 2a (retinal degeneration, slow)
Exons: 3
Coding region: 1442-2479 (345 amino acids)
Biological process (GO): visual perception
Cellular component (GO): membrane
Source: RefSeq, a predicted model, not a curated record
CAGAAUUCAAUAUAAUAUAAUACAACUAUUUGACUACUAGCGGUUUUCAAAAUAUCAGAAACGCCAUGCAGGUUUGGAAUGACUUGAGGCUGAGUGAAUGUUGACAUUUCUCAUUUUUGGGUGAAAUCCUUUGAAUUCUGUUACUAUUGUUCAGAAUUUUUUUCGUAGAUUAACCUGAAGAAAUAUACAUUUGUUUGGUAAGAAUUUUUUUCAAUCUUUCAGCAUAAAAGUUUUAUGGGGAAAAAAUGCUAUACAGUUCUUAAUUUUGGUGCUUUUGUGUAUUAUAUCCAAAAUAAUGCAUACAGAUGAGAUUUUCAUUUAAUAUUUUAAAAAUGAUAAAAAAAAUUUUUUAAAUGGAAUUGUAAGAAGUGGUCUGUUAUAUUUGGGUUCUCUAAUACAGUGAAUAAUGUGACCCUGUAGUCCUUUAUACAAGUAUAAUCAUUAUCUGAAUAUGAAGUUCUGUAGGCUUAUUUUAUUAUUAUUUUUUUACUGUUUGUUUUGGGGGUAAAAUUGAAUAAAUUAGUUAACAUGCUUUCAUUGUUUAACUAUACUUCUAGACUUUUAAUAUUUAAGAAUUCAUUAAUGUUAAUUUCAACAUUAAUAAAUUCUUAAAAUCAUCAUAUCUUUUAAUGUUAGUUCAUGCACUAAAUAAUUGUCUUAACUAACAUUAACAAGGACUAAUAAACAUUGUAGAAUUUAUAUUCCUAAUUCUUAGUUCACGUUAGUUAAUGCAUUAACUAAUGUUAACAAACUGUAAAAUGUUAGGGUUUUGACUGCCAUCAGUUCCAUGAAUAUUUCAACCUCGAGAAAUGUAGAGAUGCUCUCAAACAGUGGCGUGUCUGUCAUGAACUCAAAGACCCUGGAAGUAGAAGUGUAGUGGUCUUAAGCCUUAGCCUCCUGGUUUUUUGGUGUCUCUGUGGUUAUCCCAUUCAUACCAUGUGACCAAUCAAGCCAAUCACACGCCACGGCAGCAGCUUACAGAUAGGCUCAUCUACUGGCCAGGGAUUUCUGUAAAUGGGAUGAGGGUGAUUAGCUGGGUUUAGGAUGACGUACAGUAACUUUGUGUUUAAUCAUUUGGAUCCUUGGCUUUUGUCCUCCUUUUGCAGAUAGAGGGACACCGAUAUUUGCGUCACUACCUGAGGACACUGCUGUUUUAAUUAUUGAGAUGAAAAUCCAGUUUUAAGAUCGUAAAGAUAAUGUAUUACAUUGGUGUUUGCCUUUAGAAGAAUCUGAGUUGGACUUAGUCUAUUAUGGGUGCGAAGAUCAUCAUGAAAGUAGCUAACAAGUUCUCUCUUUACUGGAAUGGAUUACACAUUGCGCCUUGAACGUACUUUCAACGUUCAACUUCUGUAAGCUACAUUGCACUGCUGUCUUUGGAGAUCACCGAACUCUGAAAAUAGUUUUCUUGGACUUUUAUUUGGACUUUAACUAGGAGAUCAUCAUGGCUCUAAUGAAAGUAAAGUUUGACCUGAAGAAACGGGUGAAGCUGGCCCAGAUGCUAUGGCUCAUGUACUGGUUUUCCAUUAUGGCCGGAGUGAUGGUCUUCAGCAUGGGCCUUUUCUUUAAAAUUGAACUGCGCAAGAGAAGCGAACUUAUGGACAACAAUGAGAGUCAUUUUGUACCCAACAUUCUUAUUGGUGUGGGUCUUUUGGCAUGUUUUCUCAAUGCCUCUGGGGGCAAAAUCUGCUACGACUCGCUCGACUCCACCAAGUUUGUGAAAUGGAAGACCGUUUUGAAGCCCUUUCUCAUUUGUUGUUUGUUCUUCAACUUCCUCCUCAUUGUCACAGCGGUGAUGUGUUUUGCCAUGCGCAUUCCUCUAGAGUUCACACUUGCUGAGGGCCUGAAAAAUGGAAUGAAGUACUACAAGGACACUGAUACACCGGGACGCUGCUACAUGAAGAGAACUCUGGAUCUCAUGCAAAUGGAGUUUCGCUGCUGUGGCAACAACAACUACAAAGAUUGGUUCGAGAUCCAGUGGGUGAGCAACCGGUACCUGGACUUCAGCUCCAAGGAAGUCAAAGACCGAAUCAGCAGCAAUGUGGAUGGAAAAUACUUAAUGGAUGGAGUUCCCUUCAGCUGCUGCAACCCUAGCUCUCCACGACCCUGCAUCCAACAGCAAAUAACCAACAACUCAGCUCAUUACAGCUAUGACCACUACACCGAAGAUCUAAACAUCUGGAAACGUGGCUGCCGAGAUGCUCUGGUGUCCUACUAUGGUGGAAUGAUGAACACUAUUGGGAUACUUGUGCUGAUGGUCACUCUCUUGCAAAUCGCUGUAAUGAUUGGACUUCAGUAUGUAAACACCUCUCUGUCUACACUGGUUAACCCAGAAGACCCCGAGAGUGAGAGCGAGGGCUGGAUCCUGGAGAAGACCGUCAAAGAGACCUUCACCGACAUUAUGGCUAAGAUGAAGGCCAUGGGCAAAGGCAGUCAAGUAGACGAGGGGGCAAAUGAAGAGGCUGUUGCCACUGUGAGCUGAGCGAGCCCUGCCCGCCAAAAUUUUGGGACACCUACCCGAGGUAGAGAGCUGUGGGACACAGUCUAAAACUGUAACUAUAUCACUCACACGACGUAAAGUGUAGACAAAGCCAAUUAAUGAGGAACUGGUGAAGGGGAAAAAAUUGAAAUACAAACUUUUGUCAGUCGGACACUUUCCUGUAAUUAAAUUAGUAUAUUAGAAUCCCAUAUUAUGGUGAAAUUACCCACCCAUCCAAAACAAUAACAACAAACAAACUUAUUAAUAUAAAAAAAUUAUUGACUUGUAAAGAGUGGCUUAAAAUAUAAUAGAUCUACAUUUAUUUUUGCCAGCUUUGCUUUACCCUUUGACUUUGACUAUUUACUUUGUAAUUUUAUAGUUAUAUUUUAUUCCAUAUUUAAGUUGAUAUUCAACCUAAGAAUGGCUAGUCAGGGAUUUGGAAUAUAGAUAUAAAUAUGGAAACUAGCCUCAGUACAGUGAGUCCUUCUAUUUAUUAGGAGUAAACAACACCAUCUGUCAUAUGACAGGUAUGACAAAUUAAAAGAAAACACUUUUUAAAUCACCUUUUAAAAAAGCUAGACAGGGUUUUUUUUCACCCUUGUGGAUUUAGAUAUGAAAUGUGUGCAAUGAGAGUGCACAUACUUUUGACAGAUGGAUAAAGAGACAAGAAGUUAGAUGUCUGUUUUAUUUUAAAGUAAUUUUUAUAUUAAAAAAAUAAAUAAAAGUUAUAUUUCUGAGGACUGUGAUUGUGAAUUGGGAAAGGGUAUAUAGAAAAAAACAUUACAUAUAUUUUUCUGACCUGCCUGAUGAUGAGUACACUGCUGUGUUCAGCAUCAGAUAACACAUGAUUUCAUGAGCACUAAAAGAAGAGGCUGAUUUUGCAGGUUUAGGAGAAUAGCAACAUUUGAGGCCCCUAUAUGUGCUACGAUACAGAGGGAGAACCAUGUACAGGGUGAGGGGAUGCUUGAGAAAGCCCCUGGAGUUGAGGAGACAGCUUGGCAGCUAAAACCUGUCCUGUGACUUCUGCAUUGCUGGGAGCUCCUGUGCUUUUACAUCCGCACAAUUACUCCAAGAAACGGCCCAGGCCAGAGACUGAAACUCUAUGCACAAACCUGUAAUUUUUUUGUAAUUAUUUUAUUUAAAUUCUAAUUAUGUGUCCAUGUAAAUAGCGUAGAAUUAUUUAAUAAUCUACUUUUCUUUUUGUAAAAACACUCGUAAGAUUACUUGUAAGAGAAGUUGAGAUUAUUAGAAUGGUGUUUGGUGUGUAGUAUUUGUCAUUGUGAAUAAAACUUGUUUAAUUGUACAAA